AUGAGAUUCAGGUUUUUGAUCAAUCUCAACGUCAUUCAUGGAUCGUUCGUAUCAAGAAGAGCUGCAUUGUCUCCUUUUCCUUAUUCCAAUAUUCUCCAGAAAUUUUGUGCCGUCGACAAUUCUAACUCGUACGAUCGUUCCAAAUUUGGAAAUCCGAGCUUCAUGAUGCUCAGGCGAUGGCAGGGGGGGAACUCCGAUCACCAUGAGAAUCAAAACUCUGAUUCCGCAAAGGAGGGCGAGAGGACUUUCCAUCUCGGACUGGUGUCGGACAUUGGACUGGCCGCCGGGAAAGCUAUCACUGGAUACCUCACUGGAAGCACAGCAAUUAUUGCUGAUGCUGCUCAUUCAGCUUCAGACGUGGUAUUGAGCGGAGUAGCAUUGUUGUCUUAUAGAGCUGCAAGGGCUCCGAAGGAUAAAGAGCAUCCAUAUGGGCAUGGCAAGUUUGAGACCCUUGGAACGCUUGGAAUUUCUGGUGCGCUCUUGGCAACCGCUGGCGGAAUUGGUUGGCAUUCCUUAUAUGUUUUGAUGGAAAUUAUGUCUGCUGCUCCUGAGAUUGUGGAUCAAUCAUUGAGUAAUGACCAUUCACAUGAUCAACUGGAGUACCCAAUUCUGGCGUUGAGCAUGACUACAGUAUCUAUAGCUGUUAAAGAAGGGUUGUACUGGAUAACCAAGAGGGCUGGCGAGAAGACAGGCAGUGGACUCAUGAUAGCAAAUGCAUGGCAUCAUCGAGCAGAUGCAGUUUCAUCUGUGGUUGCUCUAGUUGGGGUUGGUGGAGCGAUUCUUGGUGUUAGAUUUUUUGAUCCUCUAGCUGGACUUCUAGUUGCUGGAAUGAUUUUAAAAGCUGGAAUUAAAAGUGGUUCCCAGAGCAUCACGGAAUUGGUUGACACUGCUGUUCCAUCGGAAGACCUCGAGCCUUAUAAACGCACAAUAUCCAGAGUUAAGAGAAUCAAGGGAUACAAUCACCUCUGGGGAAGGAAAGCAGGAUCGUUUAUGUAUAUUGAUGUAGACAUUGAGGUAGAUCCUUUUUCUAGUGUGAGUGCUGCUCACGAUGUCGGGGAACAUGUUCGCUAUCAACUGCAGCAAUUCCAUCCAGAAGUGGCCGAAGUCUUCUUACGCAUAGUCCCAUCCAUUUCACCUACUUUGGGAGAUUAUAUAAGCCGCCAAAGCAGUUGUCGCAAGCCAAAGAAUCUGAUCAAUAAUGUAGCAUUGGAGCAUGCAAAUCUUGAAGAAAUUAUUUCCACCAUUUUGUCGAAUAAUGUCUCUAAGGGAAUGGAAAUCCAGCGGAUAACUCACCACUCAUUGCACGGCCACAUUCUUCUUGAAGUCGAGGUCUCCAUGCACCCCGACACAUUGGUUAGAGAUGCUGUCAAGGCUGCAGAAGAAGCCGCGAAGCAUAUCUUCAAGGCAUCGCCUAAGAUCAUACACAUAUCCACUCAGCUGCAACUUGGAAGCCCAUUGCCAACUUUGUAA
Andrographis paniculata is the source of this 1470-nucleotide messenger RNA. RefSeq names its product metal tolerance protein 2-like. The coding region runs from base 1 to 1470 and encodes 489 amino acids. NCBI's taxonomy places the organism in Eukaryota, Viridiplantae, Streptophyta, Magnoliopsida, Lamiales, Acanthaceae. Gene Ontology annotation, molecular function: monoatomic cation transmembrane transporter activity. The record is from RefSeq and is a predicted model, not a curated record. Gene Ontology annotation, cellular component: membrane. The transcript has 12 exons. Gene Ontology annotation, biological process: transmembrane transport; monoatomic cation transport.